This is a messenger RNA of Cebus imitator (Panamanian white-faced capuchin), 990 nucleotides long. It is a transcript of the gene POLD4, whose product is annotated as DNA polymerase delta 4, accessory subunit. The transcript has 4 exons. Gene Ontology annotation, biological process: DNA-templated DNA replication; DNA synthesis involved in DNA repair. Gene Ontology annotation, molecular function: DNA-directed DNA polymerase activity. Gene Ontology annotation, cellular component: delta DNA polymerase complex. Lineage: Eukaryota; Metazoa; Chordata; Mammalia; Primates; Cebidae. The coding region runs from base 225 to 548 and encodes 107 amino acids. The record is from RefSeq and is a predicted model, not a curated record.
GCCAUUGGGUGAAGUCUUCGCUGUUUGCGUGCUUGUGGGGGUGGGGGAGGUAUCCCUCCCUGGACCCCAGCGAUUUCCUCUCUCGGCUUGUCUGGGUCAUCUCGUCUGCCCGCCGCUGGCCUGGCCCCGUCUGUCUCUCUCAGCAGCUGUCUUUUUCGCGCCCACUGGCCGGUCUCUCCUCUUCCCCGCAGUCGCCGCCUUCUCUGCCUGCUUGGGUGGCCGCCAUGGGCCGGAAGCGGCUCAUCACUGACUCCUACCCGGUUGUGAAGAGGAGGGAGGGGCCCGCUGGGCACAGCAAGGGGGAGCUGGCACCCGAGCUAGGGGAGGAGCCCCAGCCCCCCGACGAGGACGAGGCGGAGCUGCAGCUGCUGAGGCAGUUUGACCUGGCCUGGCAGUAUGGGCCCUGCACCGGGAUCACACGGCUGCAGCGCUGGUGUCGGGCCAAGCAGCUGGGCUUGGAGCCUCCCCCAGAGGUGUGGCAGGUGCUGAAGACCCACCCUGGAGACCCCCGCUUCCAGUGCAGCCUCUGGCAUCUCUAUCCCCUAUGAGGCCUAGGACCUCCUGCCCUUGGCUCUCCUGCUCACCACCCAAGAACCUCAGGACAGAAGCGCGAGCCUACUGCUCCUACUCAGCUCAGCCCCGCUGUGGAGGAACCCUUGGCAGGUGGAACCUGAAGGUGUUCGAGGCUCAGCUCCUCCAUCUAACCUGCAGGCUUCCAGAGCCCCCUGGGAGAGCCAGCACAGCUGAAGCAAAGCGGUCCUAGAUGGAGAGCAGUCUUGGGGAAAAGGACCUGGCCAUUGCCUUCCAAUACCUGCUGCCUGCCUCCCUGACCCAUGGUGUGGCAAAUUAGGCACAGCCAGACAUGGACAGUUGAUCCAUGAGGCAAAGAUGCUGUCCCACCUAAGGCUAGGAAUCUGAGAGCAGGACUGGCUGAGCUCCCAGGGCAAGGGGUUCACUAAUGCUUAUCAAUAAAGAACACUGAGCCUGGAA